Molecule: messenger RNA, 3170 nt
Organism: Andrographis paniculata
Lineage: Eukaryota; Viridiplantae; Streptophyta; Magnoliopsida; Lamiales; Acanthaceae
Product: golgin candidate 6
Exons: 20
Coding region: 160-2910 (916 amino acids)
Biological process (GO): vesicle fusion with Golgi apparatus; intracellular protein transport; transcytosis
Cellular component (GO): ER to Golgi transport vesicle membrane; endoplasmic reticulum; Golgi stack
Source: RefSeq, a predicted model, not a curated record
AGCCAGUGUUUGUGUGAUGGUUUUGGCUUUUAGGCAGAAAUAAAUAUUACAAUUCGAUCCCGAGAAAAUCCAGUCAUUCCACUCGAUUUCUCGUGUCUCGCUCGCUCGCUCGCUCUUGGAUCGCUUUUGAAGGUGGUUCGGUUUCUUUGUUAGCGCGGGAUGGAUUUUGUGUCGAAGUAUCAGGGUGUUGUUGGGCGUUUUAUUGGAAAUGAGAAUUCAAGCACAAAUGAUGACAGUUAUGUUGAGCGGUUGCUGGACCGCAUUAGCAAUGCUGUUCUGGCUGAUGAUAGGAGGAAUGCCAUGGUUGAACUUCAGUCGGUUGUGGCUGAAAGUAAUUCUGCACAGCUAGCUUUUGGGGCAAUGGGCUUUCCAGUACUGUUGAAAGUCCUGAAGGAGGAUAGGGAUGAUGUCGAGAUGGUCAGAGGGGCCCUUGAAACUCUUGUAAGCGCCUUAAGUCCAAUUGAACAUGCAAAGAUAUCAAAGAAUGAGGUUCAGCCCGCUCUUAUGAAUAGUGAUUUGCUUUCGAGAGAAGUAGAUAACAUAUCUCUUCUUUUGGAUCUUCUGUCGGAGGAGGACUUUUAUGUGCGAUAUUAUACAUUGCAGCUGUUGACAGCCCUUCUAACCAAUUCACCAAAUAGACUGCAAGAAGCUAUUCUCACCAUCCCUCGUGGUAUUACAAGGCUUAUGGAUAUGCUUAUGGAUCGCGAGGUUAUACGAAAUGAAGCAUUACUACUUCUCACAUACUUAACUCGGGAAGCUGAGGAAAUUCAAAAAAUUGUGGUCUUUGAAGGUGCUUUCGAGAAGAUUUUUAGUAUCAUCCGGGAAGAAGGUGGUUCUGACGGUGGUGUUGUUGUGCAGGAUUGUCUGGAGUUGUUAAACAAUCUUCUUCGAAACAGUGCCUCAAAUCAGGUUUUGCUUAGGGAGACAAUAGGUUUUGAUCCGCUGAUAUCGAUUUUGAAGCUCAGAGGAAGCUCUUAUAAAUUUACACAGCAGAAGACAACAAAUCUACUCUGUGUAUUGGACACAAUUAACUUGCUUCUUCAUGGAGGCCAACAAACUGAUCCUGGAAAAAACUCCAGUGGGUUGGAAAAUAAAGCAGUCUUGGUUCAGAAAAAGAUACUGGACCAUCUUCUAAUGCUGGGAGUUGAGAGUCAAUGGGCUCCGGUUGCUCUUCGUUGUAUGGCACUCCGAUGUAUUGGAGAUCUGGUUGUCAAUCAUCCCAAGAACCGUGAUGCCCUUGCAAGUAAAGUACUUGGGGAGGAGCCUGAUGUUGAAGCGGCCUUAAAUUCUAUACUGAGGAUUAUUUUACGAACUUCUAGCGUGCAAGAAUUCGUAGCAGCUGACUAUGUUUUUAAGAGUUAUUGUGAGGACAAUCCUGUUGGGCAGUCUAUGUUGGCUUCAACAUUAAUUCCUCAACCACACUCCAUGGUUAAUGCACCAAUGGAGGAUGAUGUGAGAAUGUCAUUUGGAAGCAUGUUAUUGCAUGGUCUGACAGAGAGUGAACGAGAUGGUGAUCUUGAGACAUGCUGCAGAGCCGCAAGUGUUCUAUCUCAUCUUUUGAAGGAUAACGUUCAGUGCAAGGAGAAGGUUGUCCAAAUUGAACUUGAAGCGCCUAGGCCUACACUGGGUGGCCCAGAACCUCUAAUGCACCGUAUGGUGAAGUACUUAGCACUUGCUUCUUCCAUGAGCAAAGAUGGAAGAGCUAAUUCAUCCGGCCCUAUCUAUGUUCAGCCAAUCAUCUUAAAGCUGCUAGUUAUUUGGCUGUCUGAUUGUCCAAGAGCUGUUCAAUGCUUCCUCGACUCCAAUCCUCACCUCACCUACUUACUGGAGUUAGUUUCUAAUGAAACAGCAACUGUAUGUGCAAGGGGUUUGGCUGCUGUCCUCUUAGGAGAGUGCGUAAUCUACAACAAGAUCAAUGACAGUAAAAAGAAUGCCUUCAGUAUUGUCGAGGCCAUAAGCCAGAAAAUAGGGCUCACCUCCUACUUUCUGAAGUUUGAUGAUAUGCAGAAGAGCUUGCUUUUUGCGACUGCAAAAUCAGCUUUUGACCGUAAACCAUUGACUCGAUCUACUGCUGCUAGCAUGUCUGAUAUUGAAGAUGUUGACGAAAAUGAAACUGCCGAUCACAAGAGCGAGGAUCAUCCUAUGCUUGUAAUGGUACUCGAUUCGCAAUUUGUUUCCUUCGUAAAGGGCUUGGAAGCAAGAAUCAGGGAACAAAUUGUUGAUAUAUACAGUCAACCAAAGAGCCAAGUGGCUGUUGUUCCCGCGGAACUGGAGCAAGGUAGUGGAGAAAGCGAUAAAGAGUACAUCAAACGGCUGAAAAACUUUGUGGAGAAACAAUGCAUUGAAAUACAGGACCUUCUAAGGUCAAAUGCUACACUUGCUGAAGGCCUGGCCAUGACCGGUGGGGUGGGUUCAACCAAGCUCGAACACAGAUCCAGCAGUGGUUCCGACAGAGUUCUAAUCGAAACCCUUCGGAAGGAUCUUCAUGAAGUUUCUCAAAGGGUGGAAACCCUGAGGGCAGAAAAAGCCCGAAUCGAAGAAGAAGCUUCAUCACACCAAAAUUCAGCCAUGAAACUGGAAUCUGAUCUCCAAAGUUUGUCUGCUGCAUACAAUAGCUUAGAGCAGGCCAACUUCCAGCUAGAACAAGAAGUGAAAGCUCUGAGAAACAGCGGAGCAGUUCCUGUCCAGGUUCCAGACAUCGAGCAAAUAAAGGCCGAGGCAAGAGAAGAAGCUCAGAAGGAAAGCGAAGGCGAGCUGAAUGAUCUGCUCGUCUGCCUCGGCCAGGAGCAGAGCAAGGUGGAGAAGCUGAGCACGAGAUUAAUGGAGUUAGGAGAGGAUGUCGAUAAGUUGCUGGAAGGCAUCGGAGACGAUAUGGGCCUCCCAGAAGAUGACGAGGAUGAAGAAGAGUGAUCAUCUGCCGCGUGUUUCUCGCAUCCCAUCCAGGGUUCGAAUUUUAACCAUCUUCUUGCAUGCCUGUGUACAUUGCAUAGAAGCUGUACAGUGUUCCUGUUUUAUUUAUAUGUUGCUUAUGUUCCAAUACGAAGUCUGGACACCAACACAAAUUCCACCCAUGUUUAUCGAUCUAAACUGCACUCUGCAUCACGACAUUUGAUUUCUGUAUUUAUACUUAUUUGAAUUCUAUUUUCUUGAUUGAUGUUGUGUAGCAUAAA